GGGGGAAAGACGGAGCCCCGGGCAUGGAACUGCCUCCGCCGGCUGCCUGAAGGGAGCGGGACGAUCGGCACGGAGCUGCCCGGCACGGGAACCACCAGCUCGGGCAUCGCCCGGGUGAUGGCGAACUUAACAACUCCUCCAGCCUGGACCAGAGUCAUCAACAGCUCCUUAGACCCAGGUGGUGCAGGAAACAACGCCUACAAGUGCAUAUUUGUUGAGGACUUCAAGUAUGUCCUGCUGCCCGUCUCCUACGGCAUCGUGUGCGUGGUGGGGCUCUUUCUCAACCUGCUGGCCCUCUACGUCUUCAUCUUCAGGAUCAAGACCUGGAACGCCUCCACCACAUACAUGUUCAACCUGGCCGUGUCCGACACGCUCUACGUGGUCUCCCUGCCCCUCCUGGUGUAUUAUUAUGCCAUGGGAGACAACUGGCCCUUCAGCGUGGGCUUGUGUAAGAUAGUCCGCUUCUUGUUUUACACCAACCUCUACUGCAGCAUCCUUUUCCUUCUCUGUAUCAGCAUCCAUCGAUUCCUGGGCAUCUGCUUCCCACUGAAGUCGCUGCAGUGGGGACACGUUCGCUACGCCCGGAGGGUGUCAGUCAUCGUGUGGGUGGUGACCGUCGUGUGCCAGUCGCCUGUGCUCUUCUUCGUCACCACCAGCGUGAAGCGUGACACCAUCACCUGCCACGAUACAUCCAGGAAGGACCUCUUUGGCCAGUUUGUCAUUUACAGUUCAGUGAUGCUGGUGCUGCUCUUCUGCAUCCCCUUCCUCAUCAUCAUCGUCUGCUACUGCCUAAUGGCCCGGAGGCUGCUGCAGCCCACGCGGGGGAUCUCCCGGCUGUCCCGAUCCAAAAAGAAGUCGGUCAAGAUGAUAAUCAUCGUCUUGGUGGUCUUCAUCGUUUGUUUUCUUCCUUUCCAUGUCACUCGUACCUUGUACUACUCCUUCCGGAGCUGGGACUUGAGCUGUCAGACCCUCAAUGCUAUCAAUUUAGUCUAUAAGGUGACUCGUCCCCUAGCUAGCACCAACAGCUGCCUGGAUCCCAUUUUGUAUUUCUUAGCAGGACAACGAUUUAUGAAGUUUGCGGGCAACAAAAUGCCAGGGAAGCCUCAAAAUGAAAUGGCACUGGGCAUUGUGCCUACCAGUCACCUGGGAACCAGUGACAACACAGACAUAUUAUCCAAGGAGGUGAAAUCCUAGCUCUGCUCCGGCACGGGCAGCACCAUCUCCGCGGCAGAAGGUUUUAUCCCAGCUGUGAAGGGAGGUCAGGAUGCUUUGGGGCCCGAGGCUUUUGGUGCUUGCGGUGCAUUGGCUUGCACCCGCUUCAGCAUGGUCCGUGUUAAAUGCAGUCCUCUGCUCGUUGCUGUUUCAAAAGUAUUUUUUCAGGAAGAUGCUGCUGUGGUUAUACACACAAACCCCAUAUCUCUGCCUCGUCAUCCAAGCCUGCCUCUCCGUUCAAUGCUGAAUGGCAUCUUUCCACCAGUGAGGCUGGGUAACCUCUAUCAUGGUGGCCAAAUCUGCUAAAAAAAAUCACACCCUGAAUGUCUUAGAUCCUUUUCUAAAGCAGAAACAUUGUGUGCAAAAGGUACCCCUAAAGAAAUCCAUCUGCCUUUCUCCAGAUUCCCUGGCAGAGAGGUAGCAAGAGUUUCUCUAUGCCUUGGCAAGGGAGGAAAGGCUUUUGGUUGAUGAGGACAGUCAGCUGCGGUUCUGCUAAACAGGUCGAUGAAAAUGUCAAGCGCAAAUACCACCCGCAGCGGGAAAGGGUCUCCCACAGCUUUGCAUCCCUGAAGAAAUGCUCUCCCAGCUUCAAGCCCUGGCAUCUGCUGGCAGAGCCGGGAGGGGACUCCUAGCUCCUGUCCAAGGGCUGGCUUCCCAUUAAAAAGGGUGCUGAUGGACCUUCCAUCCCACUGGAGUAUACUGGUACCGUCCCACUGGAGUUUACUGGUACCAUCAAGCAAGUCCCCUGUAGUUUUCUCCAGUGGAGUCAACAUCUUCCAAAAGACCCAUUAGUGCUUCCCAACAGCAACAUUCACCCUUGAAAAGCUUUUAGGAACCCCUACCUUUCUUUCAGCUGCUAACUUUAAUAAUCAUCUCCAGCUCAUUAAGAUUUAGGGUAAGCUCUUCAGGUCUUGUUUUUAACCCCCUUACUAGUGACUCAUGUUUCUAGAAAGAAGCGAAGACCGUUGCUCAUCCCCUUGGCUGAGUGCUGCCACAUCCUCAUUGCUGCUCAGAGGUGACAGCCCUCUGGGACCUUUAGCAGCUUGGCUGUGACCCAAAAUGCUGCCCAAAUGUUGCUGUCUGGUCUCCUCAUAAUCCCAGUGCUCCACUGAAGCCAGUCAGCAUAUCCCUUACUGACAGUAUGGACCUUCCCUGGGAAUUUUGGCAGCGCUAAACCCUGGGUUUAGGAGCCAUACCAAUAAACGUGGUGCUAAGCUUAACCCCAGUCCUGUCUAGAUUUGGCCUUGCAUCUCCCAUCAGCCAGGACAGUUCAAAGUAAACUGGAGAAAAUAUCCACAAAACACUUCACCAGAAGGUCCACUUGGUCUUUCUUUCUGUAAUUGUUGGGUUAGACAGCCAAGAGCCCAGGUCCAUGGUUUCUUUGCCUAGCCUUGCCACGAGGAUGCUGAUUCCUCACCCCAAAAAUGAAAAUUGCUUGUUCUGCAGCACUGGACGAGUCAUAUUUUGUAAAAGCAGCCUCGGCUCUAUUUUAGGAUUAGACAAACACAUUUGAUCCUGGUUUAGACCGAUUCCUCAGACGUCGUCUUAUUUUCUCCCAUCCCUCCUUCUUAUGAAGUGGCUUGGUGGAGAUAAAGACAUGCCACGAUGUAACCAGCGGAGUUCAGUCAUGGGUGACUGGGACCAUUCAGGGUUAACUGGGAGGUUCCCGUGGUGCCGGCUCAGUGGAGCCGUGGUCCCGUGCAGGGCUCUUGGCCCAACCAACAAUGUCACAACCACAGGAGGCAAAGGAGGGGACUGUUUCAGCUCUGAGCACCAUCGGCAAAGAAAAAUAGCACAUUUGUGGGGUGGUUCAUCUCAUCCUUGAGUGAACUUUUAGGAUAGGGUUGGGUUAAGAUAGGACUUGCACCGUGGCAGCACCUUUUUUUCCUUGUGCCUGUGAAGGAAGCUUGACUUUAUGAGGAGGGUCACGGCGUAGUCACUGGGGCAAGACAAAUAGUUGGGAGAAAUUAAUUCAACUAAAGCACUGAACUGGUACAAACAUUACUCCAGGCCAGGUCUUGCCUGGUCUCCCACACUUGCCAAAAACCAGCAUGAACACCAAGUAACGUGCUCUGAAUAAUUCAACAAAAAUGUGCUCAAAGUUCAUUCCUGCUUGGUGAUCCCACCUUUCUCCAAGCUGGCAUCAGCCAGCUUCAAACCACCACCUUGGGCAACACUGCCAGUCCCAUCAGGGAGGUCCCUUUGUGAUCCUGAUCCCGCACAAGCUAACGGCACUGUUCAGACGCAGAGUGGUUGGAGAGGUACCAACUGGAAAUUUAUAUAUAGAUUUUUUUUGUUUGUUUGUAAAAGCACUAACUUAUACUAAAAAAAAAAAAAAAAGUGGGUUUUGUGACAAUGACUGUACAUUUUUAUUUUUGUAACAUGCAAACAUCUCAGAUUUCUUAUAGUAAAUAAAUUUAUUUCUACUAUGA
This is a messenger RNA of Harpia harpyja (harpy eagle), 3644 nucleotides long. RefSeq names its product purinergic receptor P2Y2 (gene P2RY2). The transcript is spliced from 2 exons. Gene Ontology annotation, cellular component: plasma membrane. The coding region runs from base 118 to 1194 and encodes 358 amino acids. Gene Ontology annotation, biological process: phospholipase C-activating G protein-coupled receptor signaling pathway; blood vessel diameter maintenance; positive regulation of mucus secretion. Gene Ontology annotation, molecular function: G protein-coupled purinergic nucleotide receptor activity; G protein-coupled UTP receptor activity; A1 adenosine receptor binding. Lineage: Eukaryota; Metazoa; Chordata; Aves; Accipitriformes; Accipitridae. The record is from RefSeq and is a predicted model, not a curated record.